CGAUCCAUUUGCAUCCAUUUUUACUUCAACACGUCCAACCGUCCAAAAGCUUCUUAGCCAACCAUUAUUCUCGAAAGACCCACAGACGUUAUAGACACCUGACAAUGUCCUCAUCUAGCACGAAUCCCGACCCUGCCAUUCCACCUCAAACAUUGUCUAAUGCCCAAAAGUCGCGAUCAACAACCAAGAGACGAUCCAAGGGUCUACACCGCGAACUUCAAUUCUUGGUUGACGACAAUGGCAAACGAGCCAAGCGCGAUCAACCGAAAUGCCCAAUCUGCGAGCACCGAAUAGACCCUGCACAUUGGGAAAUUCAUUUUAAUUAUGAAUUGGAACGACUUGGUCAACUUGAAUCAGAUAUCUAUAAUAAUCCUCUUAACAAAAACCGAGGAAAAAGAGGGGCAGCAGUUGUGGCACGUCAACAACUUGAAAAGACGAACCAUAAGAAAAGAGCACCUUCAGCAUAUGAGAGUACACUCGAGAAAAUUCAGAAGAACCGUGCCCACCGUAAAGAAGUCCUCCAGAAACUAGACUCCCCGAGACAAUUAGAGGAUUCAGCAGCUGCUUACGAUGAAACACUUGCUUUAACGCGUGCAUUGUAUGAAGAAGAGCAAGGAUCAAGACAAGAUUCAAACUCAAAUAGUAGCGCUCAAGUAUGCUUUAUUUGCAAUCAGGCGCUGCAUGGGGAUUCUGAUGCUGUUAAUCUCCAUAUCGAUCACUGCUUAGCCAACUUGAACUCUUCGGUAGAACCCGAGGAUACAGAAGACGAGCCAAUGAUAGAUAAUACUGAAAAUGAGUCAAGGGAGAAUUCUGGUGCUGGCACCUCUCCUUUGUCAGCUAGGUGGGAAGAAUACGAGUGGGCUGGUCAGACUCGUGUGAGAGCUACAUCCAUGAUGGAAGGAGGCUAUAGAGGUGCUGGAUUCGCUACUACAAGCAAGGAAGAGGAUGUAGAUGAGGAUCUCGAUGUAGAAGAUGAUGAUGCAGCUCAGUUUGGAGAAAGUCAAUAUACGGAACGAGAUAUUGUUGUAAAUUCUGAUGAUGAUAAUGAGAAUGCAUCCGCUUUAAGAGAGAUGGUAUCUGGUGGAAUGACAAGAGGUUCCACGGCAACUGCGUCUGUGCAAGAUGGGGAUGAAGGAGAGGUCGAUUCUCCUCGAAGCGGAUUUGAAGAAACGGUAUCAGAUGCUGGGUGGGAGCGCCAUUUGACACAUUCCAAUCAAAUGAACUCCAACUCAGGCCAGUCGCGACUAGUAGUAGAUUCUCUUAAAGCAAGAAUCCAACAAUUGGAAGCUGCCUCACGUUCGGUGCCACGCUGUUUGAUUUGUCUUGAGGGAUACAAGACUCCUCUUGCUUCAAUCGUUUGUUGGCACGUUCACUGUGAGCAGUGCUGGCUACAAACGUUGGGCUCUAAAAAAUUAUGUCCCCAAUGCCAGAAAAUUACGACACCAUCGGAUCUUCGACGCAUCUAUUUCUAAUGCCACAAAAUCCACGAAAUCCACACACACACACACACACACAACUUCUCUACCUUGUAUUGUAUUCUUUCAUUUCAUGGGCUUAUGGAUAGAUUUCCUUGUAUAUUACCAUGCUUCCAUAUUUCAUUUUUGUAAUAUAGCUAUUCGUGCUGUUUUCACUUUAUUAUUUUAUUAACCAGGUUUCUUGUAUGCUAUACAAAGGCAUUUUUCAACCUAGCAAUUUAUAUUUUCUGUGUUUUUUUUUUUUCAAAGUAUAUAUUUCUGGUGAGCGUGUCCAAUAUUUCCUUUUAUUCCAUUGUAAUUUUAUACCAGUUAAAUAAAAACUAUCUAUAA
Molecule: messenger RNA, 1805 nt
Organism: Phycomyces blakesleeanus NRRL 1555(-)
Lineage: Eukaryota; Fungi; Mucoromycota; Mucoromycetes; Mucorales; Phycomycetaceae
Exons: 8
Coding region: 105-1472 (455 amino acids)
Biological process (GO): protein ubiquitination
Molecular function (GO): ubiquitin protein ligase activity; metal ion binding
Source: RefSeq, a predicted model, not a curated record